UCGUGACAAACACAACUUUUACUUCCGGCUCACAGUUCGGACUACAUUCAAGAUUUUUCACGUUUACCAGUAUUUAACUUGUGGUGAUUGUGUUCUCCUACAUAUUCCAAAAAAACAACUCUUUUUCAUUGCACUUUGCAGUUGUAUAUCUUUGAAGGAUAUAUUUUGUUUGUCGUAUGUCCAUCCAGAAUCUUAAUACAUUUGACCCCUUUGCGGAUGCAAUCAAGGGUUCCGAUGAUGAUGUUCAAGACGGACUUGUCCACAUAAGAAUCCAACAACGAAAUGGUCGUAAGACCUUAACAACUGUACAAGGACUCUCUUCGGAAUAUGACCUGAAAAAAAUUGUUCGAGCAUGUAAAAAGGAAUUCGCAUGCAAUGGGACUGUAAUAGAUCACUCAGAGUAUGGGGAGGUGCUCCAGCUUCAGGGAGAUCAACGAGAAAAUAUUUGCCAGUGGCUAACGAAAGCAGGUCUGGCAAAACCUGAGCAACUAAAAGUCCAUGGUUUUUAAAAACAAAAA
Molecule: messenger RNA, 518 nt
Organism: Chelonus insularis
Lineage: Eukaryota; Metazoa; Arthropoda; Insecta; Hymenoptera; Braconidae
Gene: eIF1
Product: eukaryotic translation initiation factor eIF1
Exons: 3
Coding region: 177-509 (110 amino acids)
Biological process (GO): translational initiation
Cellular component (GO): eukaryotic 43S preinitiation complex
Molecular function (GO): translation initiation factor activity; RNA binding; ribosomal small subunit binding
Source: RefSeq, a predicted model, not a curated record